AUGGCGACAGCAAAUGGCGUCGACAAGGACGCGCCACCCGAGAGCGCGAGCUCCCCGACUCCCUCGAGGGAGCUCUACCCUAUGAGCAACUGGAAGUACGACAGCGUUCUAUGGGUCAUGUCCAUAUUUGCGGACCUCUUCUUCCGAGAAGUUCAUCCGAGAGGUUCCUGGAAAGUCCCAAGACACGGGCCGGUCCUGUUCGUCGCGGCUCCCCACAACAAUCAGUUUGUCGAUGCCUUGGUCCUCCAGAAGACAUUACGUAGCGAGGCGAAGCGCCGUGUCUCCCUCCUCAUCGCCCAAAAAUCCGUCCACGGCUUCAUCGGAUGGGCCUCUCGACAGGUCGGCGCCGUUCCUGUGGGCCGCGCGCAAGAUGCCGCGAAGCCUAAGGCUGGACUUAUAUACAUGCCAUAUCCUAUCGACGACCCGUACUUGAUCCGAGGCGUUGGUACUAAGUUCGAUAAGGAUGCCGAAGUGGGCGGCAUGAUCUUCCUGCCUUCGAUCAAGGGACACAAUGGAACGAGCGUCGAUAUCGCCGAGGUUAUUAGCGCUACGGAAAUCCGUGUGAAGCGUGCCUUCAAGGGUAAGGUGCCCAUGAUGCAGCUGACGGGCCGUGAUGAUGUGGACGAGGACGGAAACUUCACAAACAAAAGUCAGAAGGGACCUAAAGACGGCUAUGAGGGAUCCAAGUACAAGUUGGCUCCACACAUUGACCAGUCCAAGGUGUAUGAAGCCGUUUUUGACAGGCUGAGGACUGGAGGAUGUGUGGGCAUCUUCCCCGAGGGUGGUAGCCAUGACCGCACAGGCCUUCUUCCUCUGAAAGCAGGUGUGGCCAUUAUGGCUCUGGGAGCUUUGGCCGAUUCCCCAGAUAUUGGCUUGAAGAUUGUCCCAGUUGGCAUGAAUUAUUUCCACGCUCACAAAUUCAGGUCGAGGGCUGUCGUCGAGUUUGGUCAACCCAUAGAAGUGGCCCCGGAACUUGUCGACAUGUACAAGAACGGCAAAAGGAGAGACGCUAUCGGCCAGUUACUGGACACCGUUUAUCAGGCACUGGCUGCCGUUACAGUGUCGACUCCCGAUUACGACACCCUCAUGCUGAUACAAGCAGCCAGGAGACUUUACAACCCGACCGGAAAGAAACUGCCGUUGCCUUUCGUCGUCGAACUUAACAGGAGGCUUGCCCUUGGCUAUGAGAAGUACAAGGAUGACCAGCGUAUCGUCCACCUGUCGGAAUCGGUCAAGGACUACAACAGGCAGCUGCGCUAUCUCAACAUCCGGGACCAUCAAGUACAAUACGCCAAACUGUCUUUCCCCAAAGUCAUCCUUACUUUCUUCUAUCGUGUAACCAAACUUCUAGUGCUUUUCGUGGCAACUCUGCCCGGAUUGGCCUUGUUCUCGCCCGUCUUUGUUGCUACCAAACUGAUCAGCAUACGCAAGGCAAAGGAGGCGCUGGCUGGGUCAUCCGUCAAGAUUCAGGGGAGAGACGUCAUGGCAACCUGGAAGAUCCUCUCAUCCAUGGUAUUUGCGCCGCUCCUGUAUAAUUUCUACAUCUGCGUCUUCGUCUGGCUGGUCUAUACGAAUCGUCUUUGGGGUUACUGGGACUAUGUUCCUCAGUGGUUCCCACUUUGGACAGCGUUCCCCAUCGGCUGGAUCCUUUUCCCGGCAAUCACCUUUGCUGCGCUGCGAUUCGGAGAGAUUGGCAUGGACAUCUUCAAGUCUCUGCGACCACUAGUCAUGUGCAUCAACCCUUCCUCCAGUUACAACAUCCAGAACUUGCGAGUCAGAAGAUCGGAGUUGAGCCACCAGGUCACCGAGGUUAUUAACGAACUCGGACCUGAGAUGUUCCCUGACUUCGAGAAGACCAGGCUUGUCUCUGAUCCACUGAGGGAUGACAGCGGACCAGCUUCGCCUACCCGCGAGAGCCUCCGAAGGCGCGACAGCGAUAUGUCCAGCACUGGCUUCGAUGUGGAGAGUCCUCCCAGAGGCGUUACCAGACGCGAUACCACGGCCUCCAGUCGGGGCAUCCCAAAAAACGAGUCGUUCAGCAACAUUGGCAAGGUCAACAUCUUCUCUACGCGUCCGCCCUCGCGGUCUAGGAGCCGGAGCAGCAGUAGCGGGGGUCUUUUUGGGUCGAGCGGGUUCCCUAUCAGUGGAUUCACGACCUUGGACUCUAAGGAGAAUCUUGAAGAGGUCAGUAGGAAGAUCCGCGAGGAGAUGCGUGAGCGGGGAGAAAUGCGCCGGCGUCAGAGCCAGGGGAAGAAGGCGUUUGAGCUGCAGGACGAAGACGAGAGUGGCGAUGAGGACGGGGCGUACGUUGAAGCUAGGAAGAAGAAUGCGUGA
This is a messenger RNA of Phaeoacremonium minimum UCRPA7, 2334 nucleotides long. Its product is annotated as putative glycerol-3-phosphate o-acyltransferase 1 protein. The record is from RefSeq and is a predicted model, not a curated record. Gene Ontology annotation, biological process: phospholipid biosynthetic process. Gene Ontology annotation, molecular function: glycerol-3-phosphate O-acyltransferase activity; glycerone-phosphate O-acyltransferase activity. The transcript has 2 exons. Gene Ontology annotation, cellular component: endoplasmic reticulum membrane. The coding region runs from base 1 to 2334 and encodes 777 amino acids. NCBI's taxonomy places the organism in Eukaryota, Fungi, Ascomycota, Sordariomycetes, Togniniales, Togniniaceae.